Molecule: messenger RNA, 748 nt
Organism: Sceloporus undulatus (fence lizard)
Lineage: Eukaryota; Metazoa; Chordata; Lepidosauria; Squamata; Phrynosomatidae
Product: protocadherin gamma-B6-like
Exons: 1
Biological process (GO): homophilic cell-cell adhesion
Cellular component (GO): membrane
Molecular function (GO): calcium ion binding
Source: RefSeq, a predicted model, not a curated record
UGAUAACACCCCCCAGAUUCUAUUCCCUUCCCAAGCACCUGAGGGUUCAUCAGUCUUUGAGAUGGUGCCUCGCUCAGCUGAAUCAGGCUAUUUAGUGACAAAAGUGGUAGCGGUGGAUGCUGACUCUGGACACAAUUCGUGGCUCUCUUUCCAUCUGCUACAGGCCACAGAGCCUUCCCUCUUCACUAUUGGCUCUCACACAGGAGAGAUUCAAACAGCGCGAGUGUUACUUGAGAGAGAUGCUGUGAAGCAGAGACUGGUCGUCAUGGUGAAGGAUAAUGGGCAUCCUCCCCUCUCAGCCACAGUGACUGUGAACCUGGUGUUUGCAGAGAACUUCCAGGAGGCCCUGCCAGAGAUGAACUCCCAACCUAGUGAUUUAGGGUCUCCAUCUGAUCUACAGUUUUACUUGGUGUUGGCUUUGGCUUUGGUGUCCUUCCUGUUCUUGGUGACGGUGACAUUGACCAUCAUGAUGAGAUUCCAAAGAUCAAAGAACCCCACUUUCCUUCAGUGUUUUGUCCCUGAUCCUCAUUCUAAGACUGGAGCCUUUUUUCCCCCAAAUUAUGAGGAAGGGACUUUGCCUUAUUCAUACCAGGUCUGUCUGUCCUCUGAAUCCAGACGGAAUGAAUUUGCUUUCUUGCAACCUAGCGUCCAAAUAGCCCAGAAUAUCCUUGGCAAUGGGCAAUCUGAUCUUUCUUUGAUGUUUAGUGAAGGCAGCCAUUUGAAUUCUGAAAUGAAGACUGGAGACACG